This is a messenger RNA of Poecilia latipinna (sailfin molly), 4265 nucleotides long. It is a transcript of the gene scara3, whose product is annotated as scavenger receptor class A, member 3. The record is from RefSeq and is a predicted model, not a curated record. The transcript is spliced from 13 exons. Bases 1753 to 3567 code for a protein of 604 amino acids. NCBI's taxonomy places the organism in Eukaryota, Metazoa, Chordata, Actinopteri, Cyprinodontiformes, Poeciliidae.
AGAGACCUACGCAGCAGAAAAACGAGCUUUCUAAGUCAGCAAAGUAUAAAAAUAACUGAUGCUUGAUUUUAUCUCGAGUUUCUGAGAUGAUGUGACCAAACUGACCUCUAAUCAGCCCUUCCUGUGACUCCGACCAGGCUUGAAAAAGCAUUACAUAAGGAGAACAGCAGGGCCUUUCUCUGUUUACCAUCUUCUUCUCCCUCUGAUGUGUGCUUGGUCAGCUGCCCAUUUAUUAACAAUGACAGAUUCAGCAGAACGAGGCUGUGUGUCUUUGCUUUUUCUCUCAUAUUCCUGCAGCUUUUUCAGUGCAGCUUCUUUUUGCAUGCAUGACUUUCUUCAUUGCCUCCAUCAGAACGAAAAACACACAGUAGAAAUGCUCCUUUUUAAGACAACUGCACAUUUUUAGAAACUCAGUUACUCAGUUCCAGCCUGGCACAUGGUAUUAACAAGGAAAAUAAAUAGUUUUAUGAUUAUAAUUAGCUGAAAAGCACGACUGGUUGUUUUGCAAAACAAAAUUCAACACUUCAUUAUCCUGCCUAAAGGUUGUUAUUCCUUUACUCCCUCUUGUGCAGAACCUGUUCAAGAAUAUUACCUACAAAUAGUCUUAUUGUGUUGUAAAAAUGCAAUACGACUAUUUGUCUUACUGCAUUUACAGGCUAGAAGAAAAAUAUGGAUUUGAAAGUGAGGAAACAUUAAGUUUUGUGGCUGCAGGGAUUAGUUUCCAUUGCUUGGAUAGAGCGUUGUAGCAGGACAUUCUGCCAUGCCGCUGUCAAAUUUACACACAGGAACCAGAGAGGAAAAAAAUCUUUCAUGCACAGGCAGCAGAACUUGGGAGACUAAAAAUUUACACAAAAAUGGGCUUACUAUUUCUCUUUCUUAAAUUUCGGCUUUGUCGAAAAACAUGAGUUUUUCAAAAUUGGAGUUUUUCCAUUAAACAAAUUUAUUUUUAUAAUUCCAAUUUGAGCUUAUGGUCAAUGCUAGACACACAGCUAUUGAUAAAACUGGACGAAAUACUAAAAUCUGUGAGGAAAUAUUGAAAGUUCCUAACUUCUCCCCUAUUAAAAAGUUAGACGGUUGAAACUUGGACAGAGUUGGGAGCGCCAGCAGGUCAAUUGUCCCAAAAAUAUGUAAAACAAAAUUGACAACUAGCUAACAACUUAGAAUAGAAUAUACUUUAUUGAUCCCCAAAGGGAAAUUGCUUAUUUGUUGAAAGCUACUCCAUCUUGGGUAAUAAAUGCAAAGUUUGUAAAAAUAUAUAUAUACCUAACUUCUGGCCUGAUCUGCCUGAACUCAACCUUACUGAAAAUUUAAGAACAGGCAAUGAACAACACCAAUUCUGCCAAGAAGAGUGGUCAAAUAGCCAGCCAGAAGUUUCCAGGAAACCUCUAUAUUGAUCCCUUACUGGUGACGUCACUCUCAUCCGCCAUGAUGGAAGUCAAAACAACCAAUGCGCUCCUGCAAAGCCCGUCAAAAAACGCACAUCUGUAACCUAGUAUCACUUUUAUUUAGUUGAUUUCGCAGUAAAAAUGGUCACAGGGUGCUGCGUGGUGGGCUGCACAAACAGGACUCAUGGAAAGCAAACUUGUCAUUUUAUUGUAUAACUUUUAACGAGGAAAAAAUGCGGCGGCGAUGGAUAGAAGCCGUCAAUCAUAAUGACUGGCAGCCCUCGGUGUAACCGCGGACUUGUAGCGAACACUUUUUACAAGGCAAACUGGAACAGCAUCACCUGGCAGGCAUCCAAGGACAGAAACCAUGAAAGACAACAACGGUGGAUACGAGAACCAGCUAUUCAAAGAUGAGGACUUCUUGGGAGAGGAGGAAGAAAUGCCUUCAUUUAGAGGUCGUUCAAGAGUUGGCUGUGUGAGAUGCCAGCAAAGCCACUCUCUCCAGCUGGCUGUCAAGGUCCUCUAUGGUUUUGUUGCUUUCCUCAUCAUAACUGUUGCAGUUCUGGCAUCACUGGUGUUUAAAAAGGUGGACAAUUUGUCUGAAGAGGAAUCAGCGCACAACAAGAAGAUUGCAAAAGUUCAAGAAGGAAUAGAGGAUCUGCGGUCUGUGUCGAACAGUUCAGACUGCCUGGACGUCUCAUUCUACAGUGAAGAGAUCAACAGGCUAAAGAGAGAAUUUGAAGAGAUUCAGAAGAUGAUACUGGGUCAAGAGCAGUUUCUGGAUCAGGCGUCCCAAACCCAAACCACCAUAAAAGCAACAAGCAACCAGCUAACAUGGGAAGUCCAAAACCACCUCAUGUCGCUCAAACUCCUCAACCAAUCUCUGGAGAGAUUCACCAAUCAGGUGCAGGGUUGGAAGGAGGUGAUUGAUGAAACGGAAGAAAAGAUGAAAACUAUAACGGAGGAUCAGUACGACGUAAAAGCAACAGCGCAACAAGUCAACACAACAGUAGCACUAAGCACAAUGUGGAUCGAUGCCCUCCAAAAAAAAGCAGAUGAAGAGACUGCUGUCCUACAGACGUUGAUGAGUAAUUUGCAGAACUACAGUCGAGUUCUCAGCGCUAUCAAAUCCAACACCAGCAACACCUCCCAAAAAAUGCGCUCGCUUCAGAGCACCAUCAUAAUAGAUCAGCAGAAAAUGGCCAUGUUCUCGGAUGUGAUCCACGACCUCACACAACAGGUUAUGAACCUCCAGAUGCAGCUCGACAACGUGACGUCGCUAAUGGAUGAAAACGAGGAGAACAUGCACGAUCUUCAGUAUCACUCCAGGUACUACGAGAACCGGACAGGUGAGCGUUUCUCAGCUCUAGAUGGCCGUCUGAACUCCAUCGAGAUGGAGAUCGAAACCAUCGCCUCAAGCAUCAACGCCACGGUCAGCCACGUCCAGAGCAUGUACAAGUACAUCAACGUGGAGAGCUCCUCCUGCAAGAGUCGCCUGGGCAGACACACCGAAGACCUACAGAACAUGAACACCACCGUUUUCUUACUGCUCAACUUGGCCAGCACUCUGAAGCAGCAGAACCUGCUGCUGAAUGUUCGUCUAGACAUGGAUGUGAGGAAUCUGUCGAUGGUGAUGGAGGAGAUGAAGCUGGUUGAUGUUUUCCACUCCAACCUCAUAAAUAAUUUCACUAUUCUUAAAGGCAUCCCUGGGCCACCUGGGCCCAAAGGAAACCGUGGUGAGACUGGCCCAAAAGGACCCAUGGGCCUUACUGGCAGUAAAGGUGACAGAGGCCCAAUAGGAGGCCGUGGAACCAUUGGCGUGAAGGGUGCGCUUGGUGUUAGAGGAUCACCAGGAGAACCGGGCCCUAUUGGCAGCAGAGGGCCCCCAGGUUUAAAAGGAGCCAAGGGGUCAAUCGGUCUUCCAGGCCCCAAAGCGGAAAGGGGCCAGAAAGGGGAAUCGGGGCCCUCUGGUUCUGAUGGCAUCCCUGGGGUUGAAGGACCUCCAGGAAUCCAGGGCCAUGUAGGACUACCAGGUAUCACCGGACCUCCAGGACCGAGAGGAAAACCUGGGCCAACAGGGCCACCUGGACCACCAGGUACACCUGGACCUCCUGGCUUACCGUACAGGCAUGAGCCUCAGCAACAAACCGUGACGCCUGCUGCUGGCUCCAAGAGACAGUGACUCUGAGUAAAGCGUCUGAGUGCCAUGUUUUCAUAUGGAGAAGCUGAGGAAUGACCAUCCUGGAACUAAAAUACUGAUUUUAAUUGAAGACACACAAGAAUUCAUUCAUUGGAUUGUGCAAAGCCAUGAAGACUAAAAAAAAUGCAACACACCGGCUUCACGAUGGAAUUUGACAAAAUGUGGUGAUGAAUGGAAUAAGGAAGACCAAAGCAGCCUUCUAUGGACUCAACUAUUGAGUGAAAUUUUAUCUUUUUCGAUUUGUAGCUUGAGUUUUUCAUAUGGCACAUGUGUAUCAACCAGAUUAACUAAAAAUGAUAAUCUUAAUAGGUUUUUAUUUCAGAAUGUACCAGAAUAAAAGGUUGUGACAUAGAGGUUUGUUAAGUCAAAAAAACAUUUAAAAGUAGGAUGGCAACCACAAAUUUGGAAAUAAUCAAAGUGUCUACUUAUUUACUAUACACAGAAAGAUGUCCAAUUUGAAGCACUUUAUUAUCUCUAAAACGUGAAACCUAAAGAGAUUUCAGAGCGGGAACUCUGAAAACAUUUUUAUUAACUUGCUGGUUUGUAAAGAAAAUGAAGAAAUCACAUUAUUCAAUUUGUUUUCUUUUUUUUAAGAUGUAUUUUUGAUAUAUUACAGCUUGUGAGGUGACACUGACUAACAAUAAAUAAAUAAUCGGGUUUCUCAUGGAAACAACAUGUUA